UACUGUUAUCAAUAUCAUUGCCAUGACUAUUGUAAUGAUAAUCCUCAUUCUAAUAAUCCUGCUAUUCCUGAUUCGGGUUAUGCUAUUCAAAACAGGAUUAAUCCACAGCACAAAGAAAUUGCAACAAACGUUACAAGAAAUUUUCUACGUUCAUCAGUACCUUAAAGUUCCCGAACUCAACGAAAGCAUGCAACCGAACCCUCUUUACAGAAAAGUCUUUCUCUAUUUGCAUUCUCUUCCUUCAAUUGAAGAUUCUGAUUUCACGAACCUCGUUACCGGAACCAACCAAAACGACAUCGUUUUAUGCCUCGACGCAAAUCAACUCAUAGAGGAUCAUUUUCUUGGUGCAACUCUCUACUGGUUCAACCAGAAAACCGAACCGAACCGGAAAAAUGAGAACCGGACCGGUUCGUUUUUGCUCAAGAUCAGAAAAAACGAUAAGAGGAGAAUUCUCGGGGCUUAUCUCCGCCACAUCCACGACGUCGCCGGCGACAUGGAGAGCAACGGGAAACGCGAAUUGAGGCUUUUCGUGAACGCCGGAGACGGCGACGGAGGAGUUAGGUGGAGAUCGGUUCCGUUCACGCAUCCUUCGACGUUUGAAACGAUCGCGAUGGGGGAAGAUCUGAGGAGCAAGGUGAAAUCAGAUCUGGAAUUGUUCCUCCGCGGGAAAAAGUACUACCGGAAGCUCGGCCGAGCUUGGAGGCGGAGCUUCUUGCUGUACGGUCCCUCCGGCACCGGAAAAUCGAGCUUCGUCGCUGCUAUGGCGAAUUUCCUUGGAUACGACGUUUACGACGUCGAUCUCGAGAAUGUUCGCGGUGGCGAUUCAGAUCUGAAGCUCCUCCUCCUCGAGACGACGCCGAAAUCGAUAGUCGUCGUGGAAGAUCUCGACAAGUUUGUUGUCGCCGCGACGACGGAAUCAUCGUUGCCGGCGGCGAGCGCCACGGGGAUACAGAUGCUGAAUAUAAUGGACGGGAUUCUUAGCGCGUGUUGUGGAGAAGAGCGCGUGAUGGUGUUCACGAUGAACAGUAAGGAUGGGGUCGACCCGGAUCUGCUUCGUCCGGGUCGGGUCGACGUUCACAUUCAUUUUCCCACGUGCGAUUUCUCAUCGUUCAAGGAACUCGCGAGUAGCCACUUAGGUGUCAAGGAGCACAAACUGUUCCCGCGCGUGGAGGAGAUUUUGGCGCGUGGGGUGAGUCUUAGCCCGGCCGAAGUCGGCGAGUUAAUGAUCGCAAACCGUGGGUCACCGAGUCGGGCCAUAAAAUCAGUAAUCGGAGCGCUAAGGCCGGAUGGCGGCGAUGGGAUCGGACGGCGGGAAAGCGCCGAUGAUGACUGUGAUGACGUGGACGGCGGAGAUGGGUGCAAUGCUGUUAAGGAUUUUCGAAAAUUGUAUGGUUUGUUCAAAUUAAGAAAUGGGAAAAGAUCUCGACCGUCAAAUAAUACAUUGGUCCAUGAUUAGAUGAUAGAUCAUACAUCAUGCAUGUACAAAUAUUUUUUUGCCGUAAGCAUAGGUAAAAUAUACCUAGUUGCAUUGGCAUGGUCAUUGGUGAAAAUUUUAUGUAUGGAUUGAGUUAUAUAAAGUUUUCAUGUAAGUUUAGGUCAUAGGGAAUUAUUUGUUUUAUACAUACAUACAUAUACAAUUAUUUGAUUGGAAAGUGAAUUGUUCAUAGAAUCAUGGUUAAGUUGGAUCUUGUUAGUGGUUUCGGGCAUAUUGGGAUGGCUGUACAGUGGGAAAGAAUGUAAAUGGAUUUGGGAUAGGAGAAGAAUAUGCUAUAUGCUAUGAGGAAUUAUACAACCAUAUGAAUGGCUUUGCUUUACUUGUAUCAUUUUAGAUGAAAAGUG
Molecule: messenger RNA, 1839 nt
Organism: Arachis stenosperma
Lineage: Eukaryota; Viridiplantae; Streptophyta; Magnoliopsida; Fabales; Fabaceae
Product: AAA-ATPase At2g46620-like
Exons: 1
Coding region: 23-1456 (477 amino acids)
Molecular function (GO): ATP binding; ATP hydrolysis activity
Source: RefSeq, a predicted model, not a curated record